GGAUCAAGUUAGAUCGAGUGAGCGCGCAGAGAAAGAAGGAAGGGUGGGACACACACUCUGUAGUCCUCGCGCUAGCGUCAGUUAUUCGGCUUGCCGCUUGCUUGGCGGGUGUAGUGCGCUUGUAUAUUCUUCAACGAUUGCUACGGCAGGCCGUUGACACGCGAAUAUUUUUUAACGUAUCAAAUACAUAAAUAUUCCAUAACGCAUUGUCGUUCUGUUACGCGACAACAGAAUAAAACUUUGGACAACACCUAGUGCCAUACCGCGUAAUCCCCGUCCCCUUGAUGCCAUUUGGACUCGCUCGCAUUAUUUGGAUUAAGAUAAUGCAAUAAUGUCUUGGCAAAAGGUUUACCUCGCUGUUGGACUGUUCGGUGUUCUGUUGUUGCUGACGAAUGCAGACAACAGCGUGCACAUUCUGUCAAAGUAUCAGCAAUUAGUCACCUCGACCGCUCUGAACUGGCUUCCCCGUGCUUACUACGAUUCAUCCAAGGAAAUAGUCAUCGGCGGUUUUGCGAUCGAAGAAUCGGAAGACAACUCGUUCAACAAUCAAGCGGAGAAAUCGGAGAGAAGAAGGCCCCUGUACGUAUGCAGAGUACUGCACACGGCCGUCUGGGUGGCUGGCAGUCAGAAGGGUGACGAGCAACGAUGCACAGUGACGAUUCACGGUAACGUGCAGUCGUACGACAAAUACGACCUGUUAGAAAAUGUGGACAGUGCUGCCCGCGUCAACUGGGAGCACUGGGACAAAUACAAGAACACACCGGUUGGUGCCGUGGCCAUGGAGAAGAUGUUCAUUGCGCGUCAUCCCGCGAAAACUGACAAAAAUGCCUCAUCGCCGAGAUACACCCAUUAUAUCGGCACCUUGAAUAAACGUAUUCUUGGGAGUAUCAGCUACGUGAAAGACGAUGGUACCGAAGAAACCGCGAAGGAUGGCGAUGUGCUAGUCGAGACGGAACCGACCUCCUACGAUUUGGAAAACGUUAAAUUGAAUUGGCCUAAAAUGCGAGUGGUUAAUCGUACAUCCCUUGAACUUGACAACGCGACUAUCGUUAAUGAUGGAACGGAAAAUGCGACAAUAGCGAAAGCUUUUGGUUACAAGUACAAAUAUUCCAUUUACUGGGGUCAAGGCCAUGCCAUACUAAAAGGCUUAAACACAUCAAUUAAAUUGACGAACGGUACGGCUUUGUCGAAUAUAAUGUGGGGCACAAAGGAAACUAGCAAUAAUACCGACAUAUACACGGUAAAAAUUAAUCUCCUGCCCGGUACAGGAAUAAAUGUGAGUCUGGUAGCGAACUACACCUCCAUGGAGGUACCCUAUUCCGGAAAAUUAAUUUCCCAUUACGAGGAUGGAGAGACGAGGUCUCGCCAGAUAAGCGGCAUUCGCGCCGAAGAGAGCAUGUUCGAUGUAAAACCCAUAUUCGGACCCAUUUACUUCCUUGCCAAUUAUAGUCUAGUUCCUACCACCACCAUACCACCUACCACGGAACCGAGCACCACCGCAACCCCGCAGAACGUAAGCAACGACGUUCGACAGGACUACGGUACGGAAGAGAGCGAGCAUCAUGACGAGAACAUGAUCAUACCACGGAAGAAAUCGGAUCUGUCUAACAUGCAGAGCGAUGACGGUGGACCGUUGUCGCUGAAGAACAAGGUAGAGGUGACGUACUCCGGAGCGUCGUCUCUUCUUAGAUUAAACGUAGGAUUGCCUUUAUUAAUUUCGUUACUGACGGUGGUCAAUAAAAUUACGUGAAAAGAUCGAUGAUUCCGAGAGUAUCCUAAGCCCUAAGUUGCAAUAGUAAUAUAUUCGUAGAGGAAAAAAAAAUAAUGUCCAGAGAUUAUCACAAAACGCAGACUAAAAAAAAAAUCGUAAAAAAAAGACAAAAAUGGAAAUAGCGAAAAAAAGGUAAAAAAAAAAUAGAUGAAUUGAAUACAAAUACACACAAGAUGUUGCUGUAAUUUCGUACAUAUAGCAGAGUAUGUAACGAAAUAAAAAAAGCUACCUUGAUUAUAAAUCGCUGAUCAAGUCAGACCGCGAUGUCAACGCUGACAUAAUGCUUGCCUUUCGAAGAUGAAUAAAAAAAAUACUUCAUAUUUAAUAUAUAUAUAUAUAUAUAUACAUAAAAAAUAUAUAUAUAUACACGUUUAGGAUAGCAAAUGAAAGGGAUACCUUAAGCGAUGAGCUAGUCUCACGACGAAUGUUAAGUAAGUACAAGCGAUCGCCAGCCAACAUAUGGACAUGUUAACAACAGCCUGUGGAUCGUUAACAUUUACCUCUAUAUUGUUGAAUUAAUUGAUGAAUGUGUAAACUAACGACAUUCCGUCUUUAAACUAAUCUUCGCUGUGAAUCGAUUUUCCAGCUAAACUAUUUUAUGCCUUCGCAAAAGUGCACGUUCUAGGAUCUUCUUCUAGAAAAGUCUUUGAAAACAAGCUUUGAAUGGGAAAAUAGAGAGUAAACACAUGAGAUACAGAAAGGAUGAUACCCUUUUCUUUGAGAAUCGUGUUCAAAGAGAGUUUAGAAUUACUGCAGGUAUUAUUCUCGGGCAACUAUAUAUACAUAUAUAUAUAAAUAUAUGUAUAGUUUCUGAAAAAUUGGGAGAAAUAACGACGAGUAAACGAGUGGGAAAUUGAAGGUAAAAAUGAUGAAGAAAAAAAUGAUUACGGAGGGACAAAGAUUCGCGAGUUAACGCAAUUACAAUAUAUAUUUUUGAGAUUGCAGUAUAAUUUUAGACAAUUGUAAGAUUUAUAAAGGUGUAGCGAGUAAGAAUAUGUAGAGUACAGGUGGAUGGGUACCUGUAUUUUUUCAACGAUGUUUCAAUAUCAUUUGUCUGACUGAUGUAAAGCUUCGAGGAGCCCUUAGAUAAAAUGAAAUAGUAGGAGGAUUGCUACAUAAUAAAAAUAUUGAAAGAAGUGCACGUUAUUUGAGAAUGGGUAUAGUAGGUUAGUAGGUUUCAAUUAUUAUAUUAUUGAAGGUAAUUUGUUUCCAAUUCUGUAAAAAUAAUACAAUAUUUUGUGUACCCAUCUGUCUCAUGUAAAGUGAUAGGGCUUGCAGAUUCCUAGAAAAUAAUUAUUAAUGGAAAUUGUAAUAACAAAGGAAUGCAGUAUUUUAAUUUGUAUAGAUACGUUAAUAAUUUGUAAGGUACAUUUGUUUAAUAAGCGAGACGAGAAAUAUGGACUUAUAACGUAAUAACUACGUUUAAUUUUAAACGUCUUUAUGUUGAAAAUUCAGGAAAAAUAAUUAUAUAUGCCGUUCGUUCUCUUUUUUUCUUUCGACGAUAUUUUCUUGAUACAUUUGUAUAUGUAUAUAACGUAAUUUCUAUACUCUCAUUAGGUAUAAUUGUUACGAACUUAUUUAAUCAUUUAUAAUUUUUUCUAACAGUGGUAAAUAACAUCGUACGAAUUAUCCAUAUUUUAUUACAUUAUAGCACUAACGGAAAAAAUGUAAGAAGGAAACAUUCAUUUCGAACACGAACACAUUGUCCAUGAGUUUAUAAUAACAUUAACCGAAGUAAGCCUAAUCACAAUAUUGUGAUAUUCAGUAAAAAUUUUAUGUAGAUGUAAAGGAAUGUGACAUAUUCUGUUAAAUAAUUUGUUAAUUAUUAUAGAAAGCAAUAAUUUGUUGCGAGAUUGGGACAUGUGAAUUUUAGAAUGUUGCGUGUUUAAAUGAAGCAGAAGAAAAAAAAA
Bombus impatiens (common eastern bumble bee) is the source of this 3681-nucleotide messenger RNA. Its product is annotated as protein unzipped. The record is from RefSeq and is a predicted model, not a curated record. The transcript is spliced from 5 exons. The coding region runs from base 332 to 1750 and encodes 472 amino acids. Lineage: Eukaryota; Metazoa; Arthropoda; Insecta; Hymenoptera; Apidae.